Molecule: messenger RNA, 666 nt
Organism: Paramacrobiotus metropolitanus
Lineage: Eukaryota; Metazoa; Tardigrada; Eutardigrada; Parachela; Macrobiotidae
Product: 60S ribosomal protein L28-like
Exons: 4
Coding region: 132-554 (140 amino acids)
Biological process (GO): translation
Cellular component (GO): ribosome; cytosolic large ribosomal subunit
Molecular function (GO): structural constituent of ribosome
Source: RefSeq, a predicted model, not a curated record
CAAUCAAAAUCCUAUUCGUUUGCCAUCCAGAAUCCGGUGUUAUUUAGCUUCGUGGUUCCUGUUGUCUUUCGCCGUUUGUCCUGUUCCCUUAAUUUUAAAACGAUAAUAAUUUACUCCUUACCACCGGAAAAAUGUCGGCUGAUCUGGUUUGGCAAAUCAUUCGCAACAACCAUGCCUUCCUUAAAAGGCAGCGUGGGGUCUGUAAGACUUUCAGCAAGGAACCGGGCAAUUUGAAAGGAAUUAAUUCCCCUCGUUUGAACGGAAUAGCUAACAGGAAUGUCUUCGCUAUUCAGCCAGCUGCAGCAGGGACAAAGGGAUUAGUUUUCACUACCUCCCGUCCUAUUGGUUCCCGCAAAGUGAAGCAGAAUAACAGAAGGUCUAACUUGAAACGUGGCGCGCGACCAUCGUAUCGCACCAUCCGAAACAGUCUUCGCGGUGCUGGAGCCCCACGAAAGAUUCGAUCGCUGGCCCUUCGUCGAGCGAGCGCGAUCCUUUCCAGUCAGCGAGUGAAGCCUGCAGAAGCCAAGACCGAAAAGUCAAAGACUAAGAAAUAAAUGGCGACAGUUUUCCAGCUUUUUCUGUUGAUAGAUAUCUUAAUGCGGGUUUGGAAUGGUGAAUGAAACAUCGCGAACGCUAGUGAACAUAUUAAAAUAUCGGAUAAAUCAA